Olea europaea var. sylvestris is the source of this 906-nucleotide messenger RNA. Its product is annotated as RING-H2 finger protein ATL22-like. Gene Ontology annotation, molecular function: polysaccharide binding. The transcript has a single exon. Lineage: Eukaryota; Viridiplantae; Streptophyta; Magnoliopsida; Lamiales; Oleaceae. The annotation marks the transcript as partial. The record is from RefSeq and is a predicted model, not a curated record.
AUCAGGUAAAUGAAAACACGGAGUAAAAUCCAUUCCAUAUCUCCAGUGGACGGAGACCAAUAGAAAUACAAGUCAACUCAUAAAUUUGCUUAAUAGUCUAUGAUUUGAUUGCUUUUUUUCUUCUUGAAAAAUUAUUAAUACUACUGGGAAAUGUGAACGAAAACAAAAGGCCCAGAAAUUCAUAAGCAGUAUCAAGUGUUCUUCCUCAACAUGGCACCUCAACUCAUUUACCUCAUCUUUCUAUCACUCUUUGCAGUACUUGGAUCAAUUGCUCAAAAUGAAUGCCAAGUCGAAAACUGCACGCAGUAUGGCCCUGCCAUCCGGUUCCCCUUCAGCCUUAAAGACCGCCACCAACAGCACAGUGGCUACCCUGGCUUUGAACUUCACUGCACUCAAAACAAUGACACGGUAUUGGAAUUUCCUUUACUGGCGAAGGCAUCAAUCAAGGACUCUAACCUUCCAUUUUCGGUUCAGUUUUCCAUUAAAGAAAUCGAUUAUGAAAAUCAGUUUAUCGAGAUAUCUCAAGUCUCUGGCUGCUUUCCAGGAUUGCUUCCAAUUCUAAAUUUAUCCGCAUCUCCAUUCCAAUUCCUAGAUGAUUCUAGUUAUAACUUCACUUUAUUCAACUGUUCCAAAAUCAAGCGAGAUAAUCUUGAUUAUAUGAUCCCCGUACCCUGCCUCAGCAGUAAGGAUUAUGACGUUUGUAGAGUUUGGUCCGAUGAUUUCUUAUAUGAAUUGCCCAUACAAUCCUGCAGCAAGAUGUUUGACGUUCAAUCCAUACCUGAGGAAGUAUUUUACAAUCUGUCCUCUUUUCAAUUGGAAUGGUCCAGACCAUCUUGUGGACAUUGCGAAUCCAAUGGCGAACAUUGUAGAUUGAAGAAUGACAGUUCAAUCUUGUAUGAUACUGAA